CUGUCAAAUAAAAAGAUUGUUUUUGAUUUUAAUAAUAUUAUGAAUCUAUAUUUGACAAAAAUCUGAUUUUAAAUAUGAUUUUCAGUUUGAUAACUUAUGGAAUAAUUUUAUUAUGUUUUCAAGAAAACAUGUGCCAAGUAUCUGGAGAAUUAGGAAUUAUAGAACCAGAUGACUCCCAACAAGCAUCAACUUUCAAUGAUCAUGUUGAUACUGAAAAAAUAUCUAAAAAAGCAAAACAUAUUAUACAAGCUCAAAAUGUUGUUAUUCAACAUCCCAAUAGGUACAAGUGUUAUUCAUGUGACCCACCCGAUUGCAGUAUAAGCAGUGUUACUGAGCAUUGUAAUAAUGCUAUACAGUGCUGGAAAUCCACAGUUCGUGGUCCUGAUGGGAACGUUAUGGUAUCUAGAGGAUGUACUACGAGUUCAGAUCAAAUACCAUUUGUAUGUCGAUCUUCUGGAAAUUUGACUACAGGUCUAAAUAGCAUAAGUAAAAGACACACAUCGUCAGCUACUCAAUAUCACAUAGAAUGCUGUACUGGGGAUUAUUGUAAUAAUGGUUCUUUUCCUAUUCUGCAUCCACAUCCAUAUAGUAGAGAUAAAGUUCAACCGUACCCUGAAUACUUUGGGUAUGCUUUCAAGUUGUGCUUGGCAAUCUUAGGCCCAAUAGUUGUUUUAAGUUUAGUUGUUGGAAUGAUUUUAAUUAUCAUGAGAAGACUGCAUCGUAAACGACUCAUGAGGAAUCGAAAACGAGACCCUGAAACUUAUUAUGCUGGAGAUGAUGUUGUGAGAGCUACAGCUGCAGGAGACAGUACAUUAAGGGAAUAUUUAGAACACUCUAUGACAUCAGGUUCAGGUUCAGGAUUGCCCUUACUGAUUCAACGAACUUUAGCAAAGCAAGUUACUUUAGCAGAAUGCAUUGGAAAAGGAAGAUAUGGUGAAGUCUGGCGAGGUGUUUUAUAUGGAGAAAAUGUUGCUGUAAAAAUAUUUUUUUCUAGAGAUGAGGCAUCGUGGCGAAGGGAAACUGAAAUUUAUAGCACUAUACUUCUACGACAUGAUUGCAUUUUAAGAUAUUUGGGAUCAGAUAUGAUUUCAAGAAAUAGCUGUACGCAGUUAUGGUUAUUGACACAUUACCAUCCAUUAGGCUCUUUGUACGAUCACCUGAACAGAACAACCUUGACUCAUAACCAAAUGGCACAUAUUUGUCUUUCAAUUGCAGUUGGAUUGGUUCACUUACAUUCAGAAAUUUUUGGAACAGAGGGCGAAGGUAAACCAGCUAUGGCUCAUCGUGAUAUCAAAUCAAAGAAUAUUCUUGUGAGAGUAAAUGGAACAUGUGUUAUAGCUGAUUUUGGUUUAGCAGUUACACAUACACAAUCUACAGGAGCUCUAGAUGUUGCAUCUAAUCCAAGAGUUGGAACUAGACGGUAUAUGGCUCCUGAGGUUCUUGAUGAAAGCAUCAACAUGCAAUGCUUCGAAGCCUUCAGGCGCGCCGAUAUCUACGCUCUGGGUCUUGUACUAUGGGAGGUCGCUAACAGAACUCUUUCGAAUGGCAUUGCUGAAGAAUAUAGGCCACCUUACUACGACGUCGUGCCUUCUGAUCCAAGCUUUGAGGAUAUGCGCAAAGUGGUCUGCGUUGACCAGCACAGACCCAGUACACCUAACAGAUGGUCAUCAGAUCCGACAUUAUCGGGCAUGGCUAAAUUGAUGAAGGAAUGCUGGCACCAUAAUCCAAGUGUUCGGCUGCCUGUACUUCGUGUACAAAAGACUCUACUUAAAUUGGCACAAGCCGAUCCUGAAAUAAGACUCGAUACAGACACUGAUGUUUGUGUGUGAAUUUGUUACUGUAAGUAUAUAGGUGUAUAACAUUUUGGAAUGUUCGAAUGUGUAUGAUUGAUAUGAUGAAGCAAUUAUAUGGUGCUAUACAUAAGCUAUAUAUUGUAGCUUAAAUUGUAAAAUUGCUUUUUUAUCAUUUGAAAAAAAAAAUACUGUUCAGAUUUCUUGCAGAUUUUAACGGUGUUUUGAAAGACUAUGUGUGUUGCUUUUUAUUAGUUUAACAGAUUAUAACAUUUUCAAGAAAGUAUU
This is a messenger RNA of Ctenocephalides felis (cat flea), 2078 nucleotides long. RefSeq names its product activin receptor type-1 (gene sax). Gene Ontology annotation, biological process: dorsal/ventral pattern formation; protein phosphorylation; cellular response to growth factor stimulus. The record is from RefSeq and is a predicted model, not a curated record. Gene Ontology annotation, cellular component: plasma membrane; BMP receptor complex. The transcript has 11 exons. The coding region runs from base 75 to 1829 and encodes 584 amino acids. Gene Ontology annotation, molecular function: metal ion binding; transforming growth factor beta receptor activity, type I; ATP binding. Lineage: Eukaryota; Metazoa; Arthropoda; Insecta; Siphonaptera; Pulicidae.